This is a messenger RNA of Cotesia glomerata, 2107 nucleotides long. RefSeq names its product laccase-4-like. The transcript is spliced from 8 exons. NCBI's taxonomy places the organism in Eukaryota, Metazoa, Arthropoda, Insecta, Hymenoptera, Braconidae. The record is from RefSeq and is a predicted model, not a curated record. Gene Ontology annotation, molecular function: oxidoreductase activity; copper ion binding. Gene Ontology annotation, biological process: iron ion transport. Gene Ontology annotation, cellular component: plasma membrane. Bases 130 to 2019 code for a protein of 629 amino acids.
UCUGAAAAAUUUAAUCGUGGUUAAUUUUGUUUAUAUCUUAGAAUUGUUUUGUGAAAAAAAAGGCGAAAAUGUUUUUGAUUUGUGAGAAAUAAUAAGUUUGGUUUUUUUUUUUAAAUAAAUCUUGGUGAGAUGGCGCGGAAAGUUCCUGCAUUGACAUACUUUCUACGAACAUCCGUCGUCGUCCUGAUGGUUUUAUCCGUCUCGACAUUUUUGCACUUCUUUAAUUACCUGCCGCAACAAACUUUUUUAUCAUGUGACAGGCCGUGUCAUCAUUUAGACUGGCCUAUGAUUUGCCGAGUGAAACUGACUCUUGAACCUUUCCACACACUCAGCAAGGCCUGUGGAAACUGCCCAGCCAAUGAGACCGCUUGUCUUGCCAAGUACUGCGUGUCCGCGGACGGGCAUCAUAGAGGAAUUCUUGCCGCGAAUCGGCAACUGCCUGGACCCAGCAUCCAGGUCUGCGAGAACGAUAUACUGGUCGUUGAUGUCGUAAACCGGCUUCCGGGAAAGGCCGCCUCGAUACACUGGCGUGGACAAACUCAACGUGAAACUCCCUGUAUGGACGGAGUACCACUUGUUACACAAUGUCCUAUUCCAAGUUACACCACUUUUCAAUACAAGUUUCGGGCUUCUGUCCCUGGGACUCAUCUCUGGCACUCGCACUCUGGUGUCGACGUAGCGAACGGUAUCUUCGGAUCGCUAAUUGUGCGCCAAGCAGACGCUCGAGAGCCCCACCGCUUGCUGUACGACGUGGACGACCCAAAUCACGCGGUGCUGGUCUCCCAGUGGCACCACUCAAUAGUGACGGACACGGCGGCCGGGCAAGCGAACAAGAAGCCAGCAUUGCUGCUGAUAAACGGCAAAGGCCAUCAACCAAACGGGCCCCAGGUUCCUCUGUCGUCAUUCAACGUCACCCGGGGACUGAGGUACCGUUUCAGACUGGCCCACGCAGGUGGCGCUGGAGCGUGUCCUAUAACAUUCGCCGUGGAAGAGCAUCCGCUGACGCUCAUAGCUCUUGAUGGGAAUCCCGUGGUGCCUCUUAAAGUAAAAUCGAUAACUCUGGCGAAAGGAGAGCGCGCUGACUUUGUUCUGAGGGCUGACAAGAUCGCUUCCAGCAAGGAUGUUUAUUCCAUCAAUGUUCAUACAGACAAAGGCUGCCAUGCGACGGUGAUUGGAUCUGCUUUAUUGAGAUAUCAAGGCGUCAUCUCAACUGAGGAUUCCUCUCCUGUGAAUCUUCUUGACAAACAAGAUCAUCUUGUUGAAAUGACCACCAAUCCCUCGGACAAAUGCAAUUCUCCUGGAAAUGUUUGCUCCACGGAAAUAAAGGCAACAACUAAUUUGCCAACUGCUUUGGAAACAACAGAUUUGACUAUUUAUCUUCCUAUUAAUCAGCGGAUGCAACCAGCUGAAAUUUUGGGAGAUCUAGAGAUGAGGGUGAUGAGCAUCAAAAAUAAGACAUUCACUUACCCGUCCUCGCCGCUGCUGACUCAAGGCCCGGAUGUCCCUCAGGAAAUGUUAUGCAAUGAGAAUGAGCAUUACUCCGAGACAUCUGCACGGUGCCGUCAACACAAUGGUAACACUGCGUGCGAAUGCGUCAAUACUCGUCGCAUUCCCGUGGGGUCCAGUGUCGAGAUUAUUCUCAUUGACCAAGUUGGCCGCAAUGACCUAGUUUACCAUCUCCACGGGUACAACUUCUACGUAGUGGCGGGCCGUCGGUUCGGCCGAGAAAAAACCCUCGACGAAAUAAUAAAAUUGAACCAGCAGAACUUGCUGUUCUCCCGAAACUUGGAAUCUCCAGCUAUUAAAGACACGAUAACCGUGCCCAAGUUCGGCGCGGUCGCGAUCCGAUUCAAGGCCGACAAUCCAGGCUACUGGAUGUUGCGUGACGAAAAUGCUCUCGAGUGGACUCGCGGUCUCGACGUUAUUCUCCAAGUCGGAGACCCUGGUGACAUGGUACCGCCACCGCAGGAUUUUCCCAAGUGCGGAUCCUUUGUCGGGCCCGACUAUUUUCUCAUCUAGACUGAUAACUAGAGCCUUUGUUUUUCUGUAAAUAUUUUUGUAUAUAAACAUAAUGCUUUUAAUCAAAUAAAUGUUUUAUCUAUAUUGA